AUGAGCUCCAGCACAGAGCCACCAGGAUUUAGUGACAGGGCUCCCCACCGCCACAAGCACCUCCCAGAGGCCACGCCUCCCGGCACCAGAUUCCAUGAAGUGCCCACCCUCUUAAGACCCCAAAGUGGGGUUAAGUCUGAACCCGCAAGGCCAGGGCACCCAGACCACGCCAAGGUGCCAGCACUGAGCCCCUUCCCAGAGACGAGCCCCCCUGUGAGACGGCCGGUCACACACAGCACCCCCGCGGGGCCGGCCCUGGGCUGCAGCCCCCCGGCCCCAGGAGGGGCCUCCUGCCUCACUGCGUCCCCUGAGGCCACACUCUCCUCCCAAGAGCUCGUGUCCCACCCAGCAGGGGUCAGCCCUGCGACCACCGCCAGCAGGAGGAGGCUGUCCACCAUCAGGGCAUCCGGUCAAUCUUCGGCUCUCUCGGUCCCCGGGGAGGAACCGCGCACAUCGGCCCCGGAGCCUCAGCAGCAGCAAGGAGUCCCACAAGCAAGGAGCGGGCUGGGGACCACGGGACUGCCUGGGAUUCCUGACCCAGCCCCCAGGAAGAGACGAGACCCCCAGGCCCGGGCUGCGGCGAUGGAGCGGGUGAGGCAGUGGGAGAUCCGCCUGCUGCUGGACAUCGAGGAGGCCGUGCAGCACGAGCUGACCAUCCAGGAGGAGUGA
Lepus europaeus (European hare) is the source of this 669-nucleotide messenger RNA. It is a transcript of the gene SYSRN, whose product is annotated as coiled-coil domain containing 201. NCBI's taxonomy places the organism in Eukaryota, Metazoa, Chordata, Mammalia, Lagomorpha, Leporidae. The coding region runs from base 1 to 669 and encodes 222 amino acids. The record is from RefSeq and is a predicted model, not a curated record. The transcript is spliced from 4 exons.